Molecule: messenger RNA, 2281 nt
Organism: Parasteatoda tepidariorum (common house spider)
Lineage: Eukaryota; Metazoa; Arthropoda; Arachnida; Araneae; Theridiidae
Product: monocarboxylate transporter 9
Biological process (GO): transmembrane transport
Molecular function (GO): monocarboxylic acid transmembrane transporter activity
Source: RefSeq, a predicted model, not a curated record
UUUGAGGGUGUCAGAGCAACAAAGAACUGUUGUCAUGCCAACGUGACGUCACUGACAUAUCUUCUCUUCUGUAGAAAGAGAGGAUGCCGGUUUUCGAUCAGAACUGCUUGUUGUUGAAUUUACACUCUUUAUUCCUGAUUGUUCCGUUCUUAAUCUCCGAUAGUUCAACUAUAUUAAUUGGCACUUGUUAUAAACAAAUUUUAAUUUUAAGUGUAAUGAACAAUUUUGGAAAAAUGUUGUGGUAAAUAUUCUUCUUAAAAGGAAUGAUUGAUACUCCCUUGCUGCUAAUUCAACAGCAUAACAGUGAAAAGAACAUCCAGAGCAAGAAAAAAGAAACUGGGUGAAAAUAGUUUCAGAAUCAUUCUCGCCAAAAACCUCCCAACCUUGGCAUCGAAAUAUCAUUUCUUCACAAAUGGGAUGAAUUAAAAUACUUUCCUCCAAUUUUAGACGUUUUACCAUUUACCCAUCUAUUGAAUAUGGAAGGUCCAGAUACUGGUUACAGUUGGGUCGUUGUUGUUUGCUGUGCUUUUAUACAUUUUGCAAUUUUCGGUAUCUUCAGAUCAGCUGGUGUAAUAUAUGUGGCCAUUCUCCAGAACUAUGACGUAACUCGUGAGGAAGCUUCUUGGCCAUUCGCCUUGGCUGCUGCCGUCUUUCAAAUUACAAGUCCUGUUACCAGUAUAAUCACACAUUAUAUUUCUCAACGAAAAGCUUGUAUGAUAGGGGGAAUAAUAUGUACAGUAGGUGUUGCAGGUUGCUAUUUUGCAGAUAGCAUAAUGUGGAUAAACAUAUUUUAUGGGGUAAUUCAUGGUUUUGGAUUUGGGAUGCUUACUACCUUAUUAAUUGUGAUACUCAACCAAUAUUUCGUGAAAUAUCGUGCCACAGCGAUUGGUUUUGCAUUUUCUGGAGGAUCAGUUAGUACAUUAAUAUUUCCUUUGGUCAUGGAAUGGUUACUGUACAAUUACAAUCUUAAAGACAGCUUUUUGUUGUUAAGUGGAGUGAUUAUGAACACUAUUGUAGCAUCUGCUUUGUUAAAAGCACCUCCAUGGAUGAAAAAGGCUAAACCGAAAAAAAAUUCCAUAGAAAAGGCCUGUGAAGAAAGGGACUCUGGUGUUUCUACAUCUGGUGGCAAUGAAACGAAACAUUCCACAACAGCAACACUAAUUCCCUUAGCCCCUAAAGCUGAGCCAGAAGAUUCUGAAAUUGACGAACUAGAUGGCAACCAAAAUAACUCCAUUAAAAUGUUAAGCCAUGGGAAUAAUCUUCCCGACCAAGAUAACGCUGUCUUGAAGGAGGCAUUACCAGAUGGUAUUAAAAGCUUGGAUACUGUAGGCAGCAAUAACGACAGUGUUCUGUUUGGCGGUUCAUAUUCAAAGCUCAAUGUCAUUUCUGGCACACACGAGAAGCCAAAGAAUGGCGAAAUCACUAAAAAUAUUGAAGAGCAAACUCAACUAUUAGAUAAUAAGCAAAUUUUUGUAAUGAAAAAGAAAGAAAAAGUUUAUGAUGAACCAAUACUAGAUACAGGUAUUAAACACUCUUUGUCUACUAUAUUAAGAAAUCCAGCUUUCUAUAAAAUAGCUAUUACUAUGUGUGUUUAUUUUCUUGGAGUGCAUGCUACAUUUAUGGUUAUAGUAGAUUUUGCCAAAGACAAAGGCAUACCUGAAGAGAAAGGAGUUUACAUCAUAUCAAUGUUUUCAUUAACCGACUUAAUCGGUAGAGCUGGCUUAGGUUGGGUGACUGAUCGUAAUUACGUACAAAGAAAGGAUGUGGUGUGCCUUAGUUUAGCUAUUUUAGGGAUUAUUUAUCAUUUGUAUCCCGUCAUAAAUGAAUUGUCUGGUGUAUUGGUAUUAGCAGCAAUUCAAGGUUUAGCAGUUGGUUGUUCAAUUACAUUGUUUUUUGUUAUUCAAGCUGACAACUUGGGGUUGAAGAACCUAACAUUAGUGAUUGGAUUAACAAAUUUUAUUACUGGAAUUAGUACUUUGUUACGCCCAAGUAUUAUAGGUUUAUUUCGAGAUGUGAUAGGUUCUUACAAUUGGAUGUUUCAUGCUAUAGGAGCUUGUAAUUUGAUAUUUGCUUUGAUUUGGUUCAUAGAAUCUUGUAGGACUAGGCAAAAAUACAAAAAAGCUAUCUGUGAUGAAAAAGAUGUGAUAUGAAAAGUUAUAGAUGUGCAUUAUGUAUAAACAUAUUUACAAUUCUACUUAUUUUUUUAGUACAUGUUUUACACAUUUCUGCAAAGCAAAUAACUUUGGAGAAUAUAGUUAAUAAAUUAUUGUUAUUGUCUAAA